Messenger RNA from Megalops cyprinoides (Indo-Pacific tarpon), 3678 nucleotides. RefSeq names its product ras and Rab interactor 2-like. The coding region runs from base 117 to 2966 and encodes 949 amino acids. Gene Ontology annotation, cellular component: endocytic vesicle; cytosol. Lineage: Eukaryota; Metazoa; Chordata; Actinopteri; Elopiformes; Megalopidae. The transcript is spliced from 11 exons. Gene Ontology annotation, biological process: signal transduction; vesicle-mediated transport. The record is from RefSeq and is a predicted model, not a curated record. Gene Ontology annotation, molecular function: small GTPase binding; guanyl-nucleotide exchange factor activity.
UUUCCUGCCGCCGGGCCGCAGCUGAAGUGCCUGUCUGUGACUCGCAGGACUCUGGCUGCCCGCAGCCCCCUCGCAGACGCAGACGCAGACGCAGACGCAGCCGAGGGGAGCAGACGAUGGCCACCGGUGCUCUGGUCGAACCUGGCAGGCUGGACAGGAGCGGCAGCUUCUUCAAGCUGAUUGACACGUUCGCCCUGGAGAUCGGGGAGCUGAAGCAGGAGAUGGUGCAGACGGCCAUGCCCGCGGAGAGAGACCCAGAGGCGGUGGGCCUACAGGGGCUGGAGGGGGAGGUGAGCGGCGUGUACCUGCAGUCGCCCCCCUGCACAGGCUCCGCCGGGGCGAGGGACUCCGGGUACGACUCCCUGCGCAGGCGCAUGAGCGUGCUGGACAGGCUGACGCAGACGCACGCCGUGUGGCUCCUGCUGUCGCUCAGCGACGAGGAGGCCGCCGGCAUCCUGCUGCAGCAGCCGGCUGGGAUGUUCUUGGUGAGGAAGUCGUCCAGGCUUCAGAAGAAGGUGCUCUCUCUGCGCGUGGACGACGUAUCCGAACCCCCUGUCAGCGACUUCCCCAUCAAGGAGAGCCAGUACACCUUUUCUCUGGAAGGCUCUGGAAUCAGCUUUGCAGACCUGUUUCGCUUGGUGGCCUUCUACUGCAUCAGCAGGGAUGUCCUGCCCUUCACCUUGAGGAUUCCUGAGGCCAUCGCUGCAGCCAAGACCCAGACUGACCUGGAGGAGGUGGCCCAGCUGGGAGCUGGAUUCUGGGAUUCCGCUCUCUGCAGGGGGAAGAAGAGCUCUGUGUCUCCGUCCCACGUACCGACACAGGGCGGCGUGCAGCUGAGACGCCAGCAGGAGGGACAGAAGUCGCCCCCUCACGAAAGCACCCCCCUGCGUGCCCGCGCCCCAUCCCAGCUGGAGCGCAGCCAGUCCAGCGGCGCGCUCUGCUUCGUCAACCCCCUCUUCCUGCAGGUGCACCGCCCCGAGGGCAACUCGGGCUCGCCCUCCAAACCCGGGCCCCGGCCGCCCGGGCCGCCCCCCGACGCCCCCGGCCGCAGCGGCGCGGGCCGCGCGAACGGGAAGGCCCGCUCGCCCCCCCCUCGCCCGCCGCCGCCCCGCACACUGCCCCGCAGGCCGGCGCCUCCGCAGAAGCAGAGGAGCAUGCCGGAGACGGCGUCCUGGGCCAGGCACCAAUCGGAGCAGCACGCGCGCCGCGGCCCCAUGGGUGCCAAGCUCAGCAGCCCCUCUUCCUCCUCCUCCUCCUCCUCGCCCAAGAAGAGCAGCGCGCCCAUCCCCGUGCCCCCGCCCCGGGUCAAGAAGCAGCUGAGCGCGCCCGACCUGGACGCCCACCGCUGUCAGAUCGCCCUGGAGGACCAGACCAUCGAGAAGGCGCUGUCCCGCAGCCGGGCCAAGCUGCUCCGCCGGGCUACUGCCGUGGACGAUGGCAGCCCCAGCCCCCCCGGGGCGCCAGACACGGGACGGGAUCCCCCCCGCCGGGGCAGGGCGGAGGACGGCCAGAGGCUGAGCGACAUGAGCAUCUCCACGUCCUCGUCCGACUCGCUGGACUUCUCCCACGGCUUCCCCCUGCCGGGGCCCAGCCCGCCCGGCCGCGCCAGGGCGGCGGGCGACAGCAGCGAGGACGACGAGGACGAGGAAGAGUACGGCGCCAGCAUGGAGAGCGACCAGGAGGUGGGCGUCCACCUGCCCUGCAAGUCCAAGAAGCGGCACGGCGGAGGCACCUUCGUCCUGCCGCGGGCACUCAAGGGCCAGUUCCGCAAGGUGAGCGGCGUCUUCAACUCCUUCAUGACCCCGGAGAAGCGGGCCGUGCGCCGGAUCGCCGAGCUCUCCCGGGACAAGGGCUCCUACUUCGGCUGCCUGGUGCAGGACUACGUGAGCUUCCUGCAGGAGAACCGCGGCUGCCACACCUCGGGCCUGGACCUGCUGCAGACCCUGCGCCAGUUCAUGACCCAGAUGAAGGCCUACCUGUGCCAGAGCUCGGAGCUGGACCCGCCCAUCGAGUCCCUCAUUCCCGAGGACCAGAUCGACCAGGUCCUGGAGAAGGCCAUGCACAAGUGCGUGCUGAAGCCGCUGAAGAGCGUGGUGGAGGCGGCGCUGCACGACUUCCAGGUGAGCAGCGGGGCGUGGCAGCAGCUGAAGGAGAACCUGGCGCUGGCCAAAGCCAAGCAGCCGCAGGAGCUGGGGGUGGACGGCGCCUUCCCGCCCGACCCCGUGGCCAUCGAGAAGAUCCGCCACAAGUUCCACAACAUGCGCAAGAUGUACUCGCCCGAGAAGAAGGUGUCUCUGCUGCUGCGCGUCUGCAAGCUCAUCUACACCAUCAUGGAGGACAACUCAGGGAGGAUGUACGGGGCGGACGACUUCCUGCCCAUGCUGACCUACGUCCUGGCUCAGUGCGACAUGCCACAGCUGGAUACAGAGAUACAGUACAUGAUGGAGCUGCUGGACCCGUCUCUGCUGCAUGGCGAAGGCGGUUACUACUUGACCAGCGCGUACGGAGCCAUGUCUCUGAUUAAGAACUUCCAGGAGGAGCAGGCGGCCCGCGUGCUCAGCUCGGAGGCGCGCAACACACUGCACCAGUGGCACCGCCGACGCACCGCCCAGCGCACCAUACCCUCCGUUGACGACUUCCAGAACUACCUGCGUGUGGCUCUGCAGGAAGUCGACACCGGCUGUACGGCCAAGACCCUGCUGGUGCGGCCCUACUCCACCACUGAGGAGGUGUGCCUGCUCUGCGCCCACAAGUUCAAGGUGCCCGACCCCGAGAGCUAUGCCCUCUUCCUCCUCAUCGAAGAGACCAGCCAGCAGCUGGCGCCCGACACCUACCCCCAGAAGAUCAAGGCUGAGAUCCACAGCCGGCCCCAGGCUCAGCCCUUCCACUUUGUCUACCGGAGGGUGCCUAACCUCAAUUUGUGUGUGCCGGCCGACCAGCAGAACGGAAACUGCCUUUCCAACUGAAGUUUGGAGGGCCCUGCCCAGGGGCCAUCCUGCCUCCAGCCAAAUGGCACCCCUGUGGCUUUUGGCAAAGCAACUCAAACCAAGUCACUGUACCCAUUUGUUUCCUUCCAUGUUUUUCUCCUAUUUCUUCUCAUUUGUUUCUCAUACUUACGGGAGUUUCACCGGAGUGGAAAAUGACUUUGUUGACUUUGUAUGACUUUUUGACUUGUUGCUAAGACUACCAUCAACAAGGAAGGAAGUGUCUGGGAUGUGCCUUUUUUGUGCCUUUUGUUUUAUUUUUGAGUCUGCAGAAGCCGUGCAGGGAGCAUGCAGGAGGAAGUGAGCUCUCACUUAAUGCCAACUUCAAAACAAUCCCCUCAGAUUUCAGAUUGAGAAAGGUUGGAGGCGGGGUGGCUUCUGCAAGUGUGCAAUCCAGGUGUUUUGAGGAAAACAUCCACCUCUAGUGUUGAGAGUGUCUCCCUAAACCAGGCCUCUGCUCCUCCUCCCAAUAUGCUCCACCUUUUGUUUCCCAGUGGACUCUGGACUCUACGACUGCUGACCUGAAGAAGCAGGAAUACUGAAGCGCACCAAGGAGCAUGAUGGGAGUUUGGGCCUACCUGGGCUCUUUCCCCCUGUGUAACACUCAGUACUUUAGUAGGGUGGCUCUUUGUCUUAUUUUUGUCUAUUUUUGUCUGACUUUCUCUAAUGAUGGUGAUGGUGCCCACCCCCCACC